Messenger RNA from Dendroctonus ponderosae (mountain pine beetle), 3118 nucleotides. Its product is annotated as sodium-coupled monocarboxylate transporter 1. Gene Ontology annotation, molecular function: symporter activity. Gene Ontology annotation, cellular component: membrane. Bases 397 to 2361 code for a protein of 654 amino acids. The transcript is spliced from 9 exons. Gene Ontology annotation, biological process: sodium ion transport; transmembrane transport. The record is from RefSeq and is a predicted model, not a curated record. NCBI's taxonomy places the organism in Eukaryota, Metazoa, Arthropoda, Insecta, Coleoptera, Curculionidae.
UCUUUCCCAAGCCGUUCGAAUCACACGAUUCAGCAUCCCAAUCAGUUUUACCUGAGUCUGACCGUUUGUUUAAUAUGCGUGUAUGGUCGAGCUUUUGUUUUUAAAUCGUGUUAAAAAGCUGCGGCAGUAACUGGUGGGAGUCAGUUUACUUUCGGUGCCCAAAACGUUUUAAGCAUUGGAAAAAAAUUAUAAGUAGACUACAAAAAAUGAGGACGGAAGUUUCGACGAUUUUGAGUGUUACGGUUUAAAGUGCCAAUUUUUUUCCUUGGAAAAGUACUAGGAUUGCGUACAAAUCAAAGUGUUUCUGGGACACAGGAACCUUCCAUUCUUACUCAAGUUUUUUUAAAAAAGCAGUGAUAACGGACUUACACAAGAAAUCCACCGAAAUUUGCCAAGAUGUCUAAAGACACGAGUUCUAUGAUAUGGGAUUACUUGGUUUUUGUGAUAUUUGUGCUUGCAAGUACCUUUGUAGCCGUAUAUUCUCGAUUCUUUGGACCCAAAGAGAAAACGAAAGCCGAUUAUGUGUUUGCAGCUGGAAAAGUCUCUACUGCAGCCAUGAUGCUGAGUAUAGCCAGAGGAACAUUAGGAGUGCGAUCUUUCCUGGGUUAUCCAUCUGAGCUCUUUUACAGAGGCAGUGCGAUGUGGGAAACGCUCUAUGGAAUGGUUCUGGCUUAUCCCAUAGUAUGUUUUGUGUUUGUUCCUGUGUACUUCAGUUUGGGUAUCACUUCAGUCUACCAGUAUUUGGAUAUGAGAUUCAAGUCAAGACUGGUUCGGUGUUUGGCAUCAGGAACCUACGUGGUUCGACAGCUUCUCAACCAAGGCGUAACUGUCUACACGCCAUGUGUGGCUUUGAACACUGUUAUCGGAAUACCCUAUUGGGCUUCGAUAGUUGGAAUAUCGGGAGUGAGCAUCAUAUUUAAUAUUCUGGGAGGAUUAAAAGCCGCAAUUCUUGCCGACGUUAUGCAAGGACUAACCAUGAUAGCGAUUAGUGUGGCCAUCAUUAUCCAGGGAUGUGUGGAAGCUGGCGGAUUUGUAGACGUUUUUAAUAUCAGCAAAAAAGAUGGACGUUUGGACUUUUUCAACUGGGAUUUGGAUCCAACAGUCCGAGUGACUACGACAUCUGCCUUAAUCGGGCAACUUUUCAUGUCACUUUCAAUUUUUGGAUGCCAGCAGAAUUUCGUUCAGAGAUAUUGCAGCAUGGACUCGCAGAAAAAAGUUACGCGAACUCUGAUGUACAACAUUCCCGUAAUAACAGUAUUAUUCAGUUUAUCGUGGGUAGUGGGAAUGGUCGUAUAUGCCGUCUACUCCAGCUGCGAUCCUUUAACAUCAGGAUACAUCAAGAAAUAUGACGAAAUUUUGCCAUUUUUCGUCGAGGACCGAUUUAGCUAUCUGCCAGGGAUCUUGGGCUUAUUUAUGGCCAGUCUCUUCAACGGUGCUCUCAGUUUAAAUGUAUCAAAUUUGAACUCUUUGGCAACAGUGGCAUUUGAGGACUUCGUCCGUCCUCUACCCUGCCUGAAAGGGAUGAACGAUUCCAGGCAAUUAUGGAGCAUCAAAUUCAUUGGAGUAGUUUUUGCCUUGAUUAUCAUGGGCAUUUCCUUUGGAAUCGGCCUGCUGGAAGGUGUGAUCGAAUCUUCUAUGUUGGUAACUUCGGCCACGUCUGGACCUCUACUUGGUGUCUUCAUUAUGGCCUUAGUUAUCCCAGUGGCCAAUUGGAAGGGAGCUUCUGCUGGAGUAAUAAUGGGACACAUUAUCAUCCUCUGGAUCACAUUCGGAGGUCUAACUGUCGACAAACCUCCAGCAAAGAGCCUGCCGUUGAAUAUUGAUGGAUGUUCAAACUCGUCAUUCAACGAUCAUAUUUUGAAAGUAGAACAUCGGGCACUUUCUUGGACACCCACUACGACACCAUCACCUUUUACCAUCUACAACGAUCCACUUGCUCCUUUGAACACAACCAGAGCUGAAAAACUAGACCCUCUAACAGCUCUAUACUCAAUAACCUACAUGUACUACUCCUUCCUUGGAUGCAUCAUUACCGUCUUGGUUGGAUGGACGGUGUCCUACUUUACGGCCAGCGAGAGCGAUCUAUAUGACGAAGAACUGAUUCACCCUUGGGCCCGGAAGAUGGCAGACUAUUUCCCUGGCAAGAAGCGUCAAUAUGUGAGCAAACGUGAGGACUCCACGAGGAAAAUGAAGCGAAGUGGAUCCACUGCCGCCAAUUUAGCCACAAGUUCCAAUAGUUCGCAAUUGGCCAAUAGUACGAAGCAAGACGAGGACAAUGUUAAAAGUGGAACUGUUAAUGCGGGAUAUUCGCCUGAUAUGCCAAUGGAAGAAGUUAAUGGUACUUACAAAACUAAGUUAUGAUUUCGGCUAGAGGGAUGGUGAUUCUGAAAAGCUAAUUUUGUCGUUCUUGAUAAAAGAAUUGACAAAAUGGUACCGGCUUUUCAUGCAAUCACUUUUGCAGACACGCUAGGUGCCUUAACAAGUCUGUGAUCUCUAGCUGUAUUACAUAUACUAAAUAAAAGACCUACAGGAUUAUUAGUUAGAAUUUUCAUUGUUCUCUGCCCUCUAUGUACUUUGUUACUUAUUUAGUUCUUAAAUAUUUUUAAACUAUUUAUAGCAGCUCAUAGUCACUAAGUAUUUGUAUGUCACUUUAUUUAUUUUUAUUGUUUACUUACUGCAGGUAUUAUUUUUAAAUCGACACACCGCUAGUUUAGGGGAAUGUGGGCUAGUGUACAAUAAGCUCAUAUAUUGCGAACUGAUAAGCUUUUCGCUUUUUGUUAGUAUUAGUUUUAUAGGAAAUGGUAGUUAAAUGAUAUAAAUUGCCUUCCGUUUACAGUUCUCUUAGUACAAGGGAGCAAAUACAUGAGGUGUUGUGGUUUUCAAUGCAUUUUAGCAAUGUUUAAUUAUCGGUUCAAGUGGCUGAAAGCACUUGUGGUUUGCUCUCCUAAAUUGGCCGUCCUUUGUAAAAUUCGUGUACGCCACUUACUGAUACAACAUAGAAGAUGGGGAAGAAAAUUCUUUUGUAUUGAAAUUAUAGUGUUUAGCCGUUGUAGGUCCAUUAAUUUCAUACACAUUGUCUUCAGGAAAGUAAUAUACUUAAUACAUAUAUUUUUUUCAA